Messenger RNA from Drosophila melanogaster (fruit fly), 3132 nucleotides. RefSeq lists its product as uncharacterized. The transcript is spliced from 4 exons. The coding region runs from base 1093 to 2925 and encodes 610 amino acids. The record is from RefSeq and is marked reviewed. NCBI's taxonomy places the organism in Eukaryota, Metazoa, Arthropoda, Insecta, Diptera, Drosophilidae.
UGAGAUCUAGGCUGCUCAGCUCAUAGGGCAAUUUUGAGCCGAAACAGGUGUUGGUUGCGUUCGAGGUGGGGUAGCAACGGGCACGUCGGACACACUGGAUGUGCCUGCUGUCUAGGCCAUCAAACCAGGGUUUGUCGUCCCUGCCCUUCUUGGCGUACAGUCGGUAAUUGAGAGUCCCAUUGAUGGGCUCCAGUUCCACAUCCGACUGCUGCGCACUUGCGGGCGUUGUGCUGCCGAACUUGGCCGAACUGGCCGAUGCGUCUGCGACCACCCACAGGCAUAAGAUCGCAACCUCCAGGAACAUCCUGCGGUUUGUAAAUAACCAAGUUAUUUUAAUUGCCCACACCAUUUGCCAGAGGCGAGUCACUCACAUAAUGUUUGGCAUGCGCGGAAAGUUUAAGUACUGCAUCCGCUUAUAAAAAUCAUUAAAUAGCUGCCUUGUGUGAAUUUUAAUGGGCUGAAUGCCCGUUUCUUGCUCAGCGGUUCGUCAGUGCAUCGUGAAGGCGCUUUCGUUGGACUCGGGAUAUCCUGGUUUAAUUGUUCCCUUUGAAGGAUUGCAGUGUUUUUAAAAAAGAGAAAAAAAAAACAAGAACCAAGGAGGAAAACAAAAAUAAACGCGACUCAACGUGAAGCUGAAGCAACAAAUGUGCGACCAUUCAGGGCCAGUUUAAAUAUACCCAUGUUAUCGGUCAGCGAGAUUUGCAUGUUAUCGGUCGGCAUCGGUUAUUAUCGGUCAUAGCUGCAACAAGUCGAAUGAUAUGCAAACAAAUCGGAUUUAUUUUGUUCGAUCGUAACAUAAGAUAACAUCAACAUAAAAUAAGAAAUAUGAUCAUAUGUAGAAAUGCAUCAGCAAACGAAAAAGGUGUUCCCCGCAACAUUUUGACUAUAUGGCAAUGCUGGCCGCUGGCUUAUUUAUUUAUGCCAUGCGCUCGACGGUCACACUGGGUGCGGAGUAUCGAUAACACCGCGAUAGUAGCGCACCAAGCAUCGAUGUAGUUUUUACAUCCCUAUUCUGCAAUAUUAUUUCACGGCACGGUCCAAAAACACGGAUAACAGGGCUUGGUUGGAGUCGCGCAAACGCAAAUAGAAGCCAUGGACGUUGCCCCCGCACCGCCCGCCAGUUCCGGCGGCGAUCAUAGCACCCAGCAGGCGCCGAUCAGUCCGAAUCAAAAUGCAAACCAAGCGCCGGUCGCACUCGCAAAGGCAACAACAAUCGAAAAUGGUGUACAAACAGGAGGAGCGAAAAAGCCAGAGAGCUGCGGUGAGAAAGCCCCCGCCGUAGAGCCGACACAUUCCACUGAUGCUAGCCAGAAGGACGACGACGAGGGCAAGCCGAAGACCGAGCUGGCUGACAAAGUAUUGAUUACCAUAUGCAGCGCCGAUCGCAAGAUCAAGAAGACCUUCAUGUCGUUGCCCACUCGAAAGGAUGUAAUCGACAAAGCUCACAAAUACGGCCUGUGCGGCAACACAAUUGUCCUGGAGAGCAACGGCUGCGAGAUCUGCGAGGACGACGUGCUCUUGUUCGCUGCCAAGGAGAAGAUUCUGUUGAUGCUCCUCGCCGAGUCGGAGGAGUAUGUGGUGCUUCCUCCGCCAUCGCCCCUCAACCGAUCCGAACGCGCCGGCAGCUCGGUGGAUCCCAGCUUCUAUGCCAACAACAGUAUUGUGUCGAACCCGAACGAUUCGACGGUCUCUAAUGACGAAACCAUGUCACUGUCCAGCGUAACGCCAUCAAGUGCAAAGAGUUCUGCUCUAUUCAAGGAGUUCUCGAUACCCUGGAGCAAGGUGCCUGGGGACAUAAUGAAACUACUAAAGGGAAAGGGGAGUUUGGGCAAGCGGUUGAAUACACUUGCGAAUGUUUUGGUGGAGGCUCUCCGUGAAAUAUCCGCCCACAUUCCCAUACGGAUUUUCCGGCAGGUCGCCCAACAGGCGGCUGAAAAGUACCCCGACUCCUUACUCGAAAAAGACCGCGAGGGACAGUUUAUAGCCACCACUCCGCAAUCGCUCAUAUCCAAGAUGAUCAACCGUAACAAUGCCCUAAACAAACCCCAGAAACGCGGCAGCUCGGGAACCUUUGAGAUCCACAUCCCUAAUAAAAAACGAAAAUUCGGAGGUGGUGCUUCCAAUGGUGAUGCAAAAUCGCUGGCUCUUAACAGGGAUCUGGAGCACAAAAAGGAGUUACUAAUCUCCAGCUACCGAGGCAGUUCCCCACUGGAACAGUCCGUCAUAAUCGAAUAUAUGAAAGAGUGCUUUCCGUUGCAGCGCUCCUUUUUUAAUAACAGCGAAAAGAUCCCAGAUAUAACGGCCAUUAAGGACAAUUGGCCAUAUAUUUUUGACAAGGCUGUGCUGUACCAGCACUUUGAGCUGCUUAUGUCCAUCGAUCCCCGGGCUCUAGAGAAGCGCUUGGCUACCGAAAAGGAUCGCUUUUUCAGGUUCUUUAAGAGUUCAAAGAACAAGAAGAUCAGCUCUUUGGACGAGACCAACGCUAAUUUCCUGCGUGGCAUAGCGUACUAUUUUAAUGAGGAUCCCGACUACAUUUUCAAGCACCUCGAGAACAGUUCCCUUAGCAAGGAAUCACUGCAAAGCACGAAUCCCACAAACGCCCCCUGGGUGGCUCUAGUCAAUUCACCCAUAACAACGGCCGACGGCGUGGAAUCGCAAAUGGAGGCGAAGGUCUACAUUGAAGGCCAGAUAAUGGCCACAUUCGCCGCCAAAGACGAAGACCUGCCGGACAUUCUGGCCCAGUUAAUCUGCUACUACUAUACCUUUAACAUGAUGUACCCUAAGGAAGCCAAUCAAACACUCGAAUUUAUCGUCGUUUACUUUCUGCAGCACUCGCCGGAACAAGUGCGAUCGGCCAAAAAGUCUGUGACCACCAACGGCAAGUUUAACCACCUCAUCGCCAAGCUUGCCAAUGUACAUGGCUGAGAUUUCAUUUGGACGAUUUUUGGCUGGAACCAUGGCGCAGCGAGCGCCACUUCAAUCUCCUCUUGCUCCUCCCAACGGAGGAGGAGCCGAACUCUGUUUAGUUUAUUUAUUUUCGCCGACCUAUUCCACAUGUAUUUGUACCACUAUUUUUAAGAUUUGCAUAAAGUGUGUAGUAAUGUUGUGUAUACAUUUCUGAUUUGUCACCCG